UCUGUCGUUCAUGUCCCGCCUCCCCCAAAAUCAACGGGAAGUUCUUUGCAGUUAGUUCUCCAUCAUUCCGAGUACUUGUGAGAAAGAUAGUUGUAAAGGUAACGUUAGCUAUAUUUCAUCGCGGAUUUCGGAACACAGUUGUGUAUUUCGGUGAAUUAAGGAAGAAUGGAUUACGUUCACACCCCUGCUUUCCGCUUGGAGCCCUCUGGUGCCCUCACCCUGAGGGCAUCGGAAGAGGCUGCCAGGGUUGCCAGGACCAUCCAGGAGGAAGAGUGUACAGGUGUAGUCCGGGUGCUGAAGCCACGACAAGUGAAGGAGAAGGCAAAGGCUUGUGUGGUAGCCAGAGGGGGUGACCCGGAUGAUAGCCGACUGGUGGACAGUGAGAGUGCCAUCCAGUUCGGCAAAUACCGGGGUCAAACCUUCAAGUGGCUGCUAAGCCACGAUGUCGGCUAUGCCGUCAUGGUCUUGGCUUCUCACCAGCAAGAGAGGGAGAUGGGGGACACAAACACGUCUUCUGAAAUGGCCAACAAGGACCGGUUUGACUGGUAUACCAACCUGUUUCCUGAGGUCCAGAAGGCAGUGGAGGAACGCAGGGUACGGGACGGGACCUUGCCCCCCCGACCUGACCAGGAGGACACAGCAACAGCUUUAGCGCCUCCUAAUCCAUCUGCCGAGCCAUCAGAUCAGGAGUUGCUGUCUAUCUGCGUGGGUUUUGACCAAGCAUUAACAGGAUACACUUUAAAGUGGUAAGGUAAGUGGUCAAAUUGUUAAAACACCUCCUAGCUGGGCUUAGAAAUCACUGUAGAAUUUCUCAUUUUUGCAUCCAUUUUGCUUGCCAUAGAAAAAUCCUUCCUCAUCUUUUUGUGGAAUGAAUUGUUUACUGUAGCUUGUCUUGUCACCAUUCCAACCUGUAUUUCAGUCUGCGUCACUUUGAUUGGCCUAUUCCUUGCUUGUAGAUGUCUACCCACUAUACAUCUGUUGUUUGUAUCUUUUAAAUGUAGAUUGUGUUUAACCUAGAUUCCUAACCUCUACCACUGAAAACACUGAUCAAAACUAAACCAAAGUGCAUUGGCUGUCAACAGGCUGUUAACAUGUUUUGAAGCUGAAGCUCUAUUCUAAUUGAAUUAUUUCACUUAUUUCUCUGAAAUAUUUUGUGAGACUAACUCCUGUGCUCCUGUAGCAGUUCCUACUGCUCCCACCCCCACCGCACCCCCUGCUGUGCUAGCUCCUCCNUGCUCCCACUCCCACCGCGCCCCCUGCUGUGCUAGCUCCUACUGCCCCUCCUCAGCUCCAGUCAACCUCCCAGCCAACAGCUGGACCACUACAGCCUGCUGCUGACGCUCAGGUGCUUCUCCCUGAGGGAUGGAAGCAGACCCUCCCAAAGGAGCAGCAAGAGUGGGUCAGUCAGGCCAUUUUCAUCAGGAACAAGCAGCUCAAAUGUGUCCUGAAAAGCCAGCUUGAGCUGUGGUACUUCCCUCCUCUGCCUCCUAACAUCAGCCAUCAGCCUCCAGCUUCUCCCUCCGCCUACUUCCUCCGGCCAUUCUGCCUCUGGAUGCCCUACCGUCUUUGGGCCUUUAAGUUUGUGUGCACCCAGCCACGGUGCAAGCGUCAAAAGCUCACAGGCUGUGGGGUGUACAAGACAGUCCGGAGGGUGCUUGACAUGGACGGCUGGUAUUUUAUGGAGACAGAGUACCUGGAGUGCCGCCUCUGUAAGAAGAAGCUAGCAGGAUGGUCGCUGGAUAUCUUGGACCAGCUGGACGCAAGUCAUCGCUCCAUUUUCCCAGCCAUCUUGACUUACAGGCUGUCCUGUGACCUGAAGGUGGUCAGGCUGAUGAGAGAGAGGACACUGGGGAACAGUGCGACCAGGCUGUACAACCAGCUGAGGGAGCAGCACAGCCUGACCUGGAUGAGUCGGACCCUGUACUACCUGUCCGUCUGUGACCACUUUGUAGUCCCAGGUGCCGCACCACUGAGGGUAACACCUCCUCCUCCCUUUUUGGAUGUUCCCUCAGCCCAGUGGCUCCUGACUGUCCACGGCUACGACGUUCUGUUCCAGCUGGAGGACUUCAAGGCCAGAGUCACCUCCAUCUUUGGGUCCAUCCUGAAGAUGGAUUCAACCAAGAAGGUGACCAAGAAACUAGCUGGGGCAGCACACGGGACAGCAGCGUGGGCCACAAAUGUGGGCAAUGAGUACGGCCAGGUGCUCAUUACGGUCCUCACUGACAGCGAAGGAGAGGGCCUGCUCGACAUGGCAGCUGGCCUCCAGCAGCGCUACAGUAGAGCUGGAGUGGCACCUCCCAAGCUGCUCUACGUCGACCGGGACUGCUGCGCCCUGAUGGGAAAGGGGAAGACGGCAGCCAUGUUCAGCCAGUGGGAUGAACUCAUCGUCCGGCUGGAUGUGGGGCACCUCAUACGUCGCUUUGCUCGGGGAGUGACAACAGAGAGCCAUCCUCUGUAUGCUCUCUUUUUGCGGCGGCUCUCCUCCUGCAUGUUGGUGUGGUGUGCAGAUGAUGUGGAGCGCCUGCUGGAGGCCAAGCGAGGUCAGCUCAAGGAGAGCCACAUCACGGGGCUCAGCGACGCACAGGUGUUGAAGAGGAUCAGCCUGAAGGGGAUGGCUCGGCACUGUCGUCGUCGCCGCACGCGCGGGGCGGAGGAGACCGAGCGUCUCAUCGGGGAGCUCCUGGAGACCUUCAUCGAUGCCACAGACACCCCGGGCGUCCGGCUCCUGGACCGUGACCGAAUGCAGGCCAUCUGGCAGACCCAGAGACGACACCUGGUCUGUAUUCAGGACCCCCCUGGUGUCAGCAUCUACACCAACAAGGGCAAGGACGUGACCAAGGGAGGGGUCAUCCUGCCUGUGUUAGGUUGCGCCCGUGAGUCCACCUCCCUGGAGUCUUUCCACCUCCACCUCAACCGCUUCAUUCCUGGAACAAGUGCGUAUGCCGAGCACUUUCAGGCCUACCUCCUUGAAGGGUUGGUUCGGUGGAAUGAGGACCGUGCCGAAGCUGCAGCGGAGGGGGGGGACAGAAGCAGACCCUGCACUGCUAUGAUGGUGUAGCCCAGCACGCCAUCAAUGAGCUGAGCCAGAAGCUCCUGGGCUGCAGUCUUGUGAAGGAUCACACAAGGCCUGCAAAGUACACUGGGGAACUCAUUGGGGUCGAGUAUCUCUUCUCCCAGACCCAUGGUGACCAGAGGUUGGAGUCCAACCUCGGUAAGGACCCGGAUGUCCCAGACGGGACACCUGAUCUAUUUGAGGGAGGAGAGGGAGAGGAGGAUGACCUGAGAGAGCUUGAGGAGGAGGAUGACCCCACCAUGUCCUUGCCCGACCUCGAUGACCAUCUCCCACCAGUCGCUCCACUCAGGAAGGCCGCUCCACCGCCCACUCAACCCAACCCAUCCCAGGUACC
Messenger RNA from Salvelinus fontinalis (brook trout), 3407 nucleotides. RefSeq lists its product as uncharacterized. The transcript has 10 exons. NCBI's taxonomy places the organism in Eukaryota, Metazoa, Chordata, Actinopteri, Salmoniformes, Salmonidae. The record is from RefSeq and is a predicted model, not a curated record. Bases 1553 to 3058 code for a protein of 501 amino acids.